Messenger RNA from Moneuplotes crassus, 1975 nucleotides. NCBI's taxonomy places the organism in Eukaryota, Ciliophora, Spirotrichea, Euplotida, Euplotidae. The record is from the annotation of a GenBank genome assembly.
GAGUAUUACCAUACUGUAGGUCUAGAUCCUGACUCUCCAACGACGAAACAAGCGAUGUUAAGGUUGGGUAUCACUAGAUCAGAGAUACUCAGACCUCAUGUCAAGCAAUAUUGUAAAUUUAUUUCUGUAAUUUAACCGUCCUUAGCCAAUAAGACUAUAUCUGAAGAACUACAGAUUGCUAAACUACAAGAGAGAAGUAAGUAUAAAUUCUGGAGGAAGACUAUUAAGGCAAUUGCUCAGGAGAGAAACACAAUCUUGGCUCUAAAGUACAUCAAGACUUAUGAGAAUGAUGGGAAAUAAGGAAUCUGAAAUUUAUAGGUACAAGUUAGGCUUGCCUAAAACCAGGAAGCUUGAUAACUCGAGAAAUGCACUUAAUGAUACAGUUUCUUUGACAAAGCUAUCUAAUGAUGUUACUCAGAACAAUGAUGAUAGCUUCACUUAUUCACGUAAGAUGACUCUUGGAAAAUCUGAGAGCCCUAAUGAUGAAUACUUACCCAGAUUAGGAGGAGCUAGAUCUAGAGCUACAAGUUUCAAACAACCAAGGAUCUCAAGUCCUUCUAGAAAGGAAACAGAAGUUACUUCAAAAAGGCAUCAGGCUUACUCAAUAAUAAAGCUGAAGAACAUGCAAAACUCUCCUAAGUUUGGUAGGAAACUUUUCCAAGCUCGAGUUGAGGGCUACUUAAGACAACCCUUGACAAAUUUCGAUCACAUGGAUGAUGAAAUAAUAAAUUCUGGGAUAUUCGACUUAAAGAGCUCGAAAGCAAGUCAGAUAAUGACAAUCCCAUAUGGAAGAUUUAAUGAUCUCAGAGGAACCCGUACACUCCGCACCGUUUCUGAGGGUAAAGCACAAUCCAAAAUUUCCAGAAAAAGCGACCUUGAUAUUAAAAAGUAUUGAAUCUCUGAGCUUAACAGACAGAAUCAGCUGAAAGAACGAAUUAACUUCGAAAACCGCCUAAAGCUCCAGAAGGAUCUCUCUGAAAGGAUCAGGAAAAUUUAAGAUAGAGACUCAGAACCAGAAACGCCAAAAAGCUGCUGAAAACGUGAAGAGAAUUAACGAGCAAAUUGAUAAAUAAGUUGAUAAAAGGUUAUAAAGAUAAGAUGAAAGAAAUUUUAAAGCAAAAUAAAAAACAACCCGAUUCAGGCGAAAAAUGGAUCAAAGAACAGCUACAGCUCAAAGCUAAAGAGAGAAAGCUGAAACAAAAGGAAGAACAGGAGAUCCAAGAGUGCCUCGGUAAACUCCAAAAGCUUGAAAGUCGCCAAAAGAAGGCCGAAAUGCGGUACAAGAGUAAUCUAGCUAAUAAGACUUAUGGAGGUCGAGAGGAAUACUACAGGAAUUAUCAAAAAUAAAAUGGAGAUAGCUAAGAAAGAAGAGGAGCAAAAGAAGCUUGCUUUACAGAACUACAUAGCUAGAGAAAAUAAACACAAAGAGUGCUUUAAAGAUCUUCAGAGACGGAAGAAAUACGAAAAACAGAAAAAGCUUGAAAAAGAGCAAGCUAAGAUCAAAGCUGUAGAGCGGAACUUAGAAAUAAAGAUACAAGAGAGGACCAGAAGUGUGAAUAGAGUGAAGCAAAAGCUACUUAAGGGGUCUCAUUCGGUGAUUCUAGACCGCUGUCCUACACAACUACAUAAGAUCCAACAAGGUCUCAAGACAGAAAGUGUCCAGAUCAACAAGCAGAGAGCAAGGCGUCAGCUUGAGUAUAAGAAAUACAAGGUGAUUCUGAAGCAUGUAAAUGGCUUGAAGACAACUCUGAAGAAAAAGCUUGACCAAGAUCUUGAGAUCCAACAGAAAAGUUACGAUAAUUAUCAAGAGAACUUGAAACUGAUUAAGCAGCAGGAGAAGUUAGACAAGAUUGUGAGGAAGGCCCAGGUUAAUUCCAGGUCAAUGAAAAAGCUUAUUGAUAAAGCAGAUGUCAAGGACCAAGUAGUUGUUAAGAAACACCUUCAUGAUGAUGAAGGGGAGAGUGAAGAGUAUUAA